Molecule: messenger RNA, 2315 nt
Organism: Loxodonta africana (African savanna elephant)
Lineage: Eukaryota; Metazoa; Chordata; Mammalia; Proboscidea; Elephantidae
Gene: ANXA4
Product: annexin A4
Exons: 13
Coding region: 189-1154 (321 amino acids)
Cellular component (GO): cytoplasm
Molecular function (GO): calcium-dependent phospholipid binding; calcium ion binding
Source: RefSeq, a predicted model, not a curated record
GAGGGACAACCAGGAACUCGGGCUCAGUCUCCACCCCGAAGUGGGGCGGGUCCGGCGGGGAUAAGACCCGUUGCCCGGCCCUGACAAGGGUGUGACCUCCUCGGCCUCAGAGGACGAGUUCAGCCCCUUUCGGCACCGAGCGAGGAAUUCCUGCUUGGGUGACUGAACUCUGAUCCUGACAUAGAGUCAUGGCCAUGGAAAGCAAAGGAGGCACCAUCAAAGCUGCAUCAGGAUUCAAUGCCAUGGAAGAUGCCCAGAGCCUGAGGAAGGCCAUGAAAGGGUUCGGCACUGAUGAAGAUGGCAUUAUUAAUGUCCUGGCCUACCGCAACACUGCCCAGCGCCAGGAAAUCAGGACGGCCUACAAGUCCAGCAUCGGCAGGGACCUGAUAGACGACUUGAAGUCGGAACUGAGUGGCAACUUUGAGCGGGUGAUCGUGGGGAUGAUGACGCCCACUGUGCUGUACGAUGUGCAGGAGCUGAGACAGGCCAUGAAGGGAGCCGGCACAGACGAGGGCUGCCUGAUUGAGAUCCUGGCCUCCCGGUCCACUGAGGAGAUCCGGCGCAUCAACGAGCUCUACAAGCGGCAAUAUGGACGGAGCCUUGAGGAUGAUAUUUGCUCUGACACGUCAUUCAUGUUCCAGCGAGUGCUUGUGUCUCUGUCAGCCGGUGGCAGGGAUGAAGGAAAUUAUCUGGAUGAUAAUCUCAUGAGACAAGAUGCCCAGGCACUGUACGAGGCUGGAGAAAAGAAAUGGGGUACAGAUGAGGUGAAAUUUUUAACUGUUCUCUGUUCCCGGAAUCGAAAUCAUCUGUUGCAUGUGUUCGAUGAAUACAAACGGAUAUCACAGAAGAAUAUUGAAGAGAGUAUUAAAUCUGAAACAUCUGGUAGCUUUGAAGAAGCUUUGCUGGCUAUAGUCAAGUGCAUGAGGAACAAACCCGCAUAUUUUGCUGAAAGGCUUUAUAAAUCUAUGAAGGGCUUGGGCACCGAUGAUGACACCCUCAUCAGAGUCAUGGUUUCUCGAGCAGAGAUUGAUAUGCUGGACAUCCGGGCCAACUUCAAGAGGCUCUAUGGACAGUCUCUGUACUCCUUCAUCAAGGGUGACACAUCUGGAGACUACAGGAAGGUGCUGCUAGUUCUCUGUGGAGGAGAUGAUUAAAAUAAAACCCAUGAAGGAUGGGAGGAUCCCCAAAGCUUUCAAAUUUUUUUGUAACUUCAUUUUUCUACACUGCUAUUAGCAUUAUCUCAGAAUGCUUAUUUCCAAUUAAAACGCCUACAGUUGCCUCCUAGGAUCUAGACUGUCUAUAUUAUUAUUCAUCUAUAAUUAGUCAUUUUGAUGCUUUAAAGCUGCACUUGCAUUUCAAAGCUUAUAAAACCUGAAAGGAAAUUUAAAAUUAGAAAUAAACAUGUACUCCAUGCUUUUAACAAAUUUCUUCCUUGGUUAUGGUUCAGAGAAAUUGGAAUAUAUUGAAUUAUUUCAGGUUUUGUUUGGUGAAAAACUAUUAGAGGACUAGAAAACUUUUCUAAAAUCACUUUUCUGCCCUAAUCCUAUUUUUUGUGUGCUAGUAACUUCUUGGGAAACCCUGGUGGCAUAGUGGUUAAGUGCUGUGGCUGCUAACCAAAGGGUUGGCAGUUCAAAUCCGCCAGGCGCUCCUUGGAAACUCUAUGGGGCAGUUCUACUCUGUUCUAUAGGGUCGCUAUGAGCCGGACUCGACUCGACGGGACUGGGUGUGGUUUUUGGUUUAGUAACUUAUUGAUUUGAAAUUGAGAGCAGUAAGAAUACCCGUCUAGUUUGCUGUUUUACAUAGACAUAGAUUUAAAUCAUCCACAAAUAUCCUUUGUUUAGGUUUCGUCCAUAGCAUUAGUUGACUGUUACAAAGUUUGGCAUGGGAGACUUCUCCCAUCACAUCUUAUGUUAAGAUCACUUACUCUGUCCAGGUUGAUAUAUACCAAAAUCACCAACUUGUCUGAACAAAUUCUAAAUGUAGUUGUAUAUGUCUGUUUACCAGACAUGAAUGUUGAACAUUCCACAAUAUUACGGUUACUGCCUUAAUCCAGUUUGAAGACCAAUGGAAAAAAAUUGUAGAACUAUGUAUUCUGGUAAUGGUAUAAUGCUUUGAAUUCAGUUUCACUUAAAAGAAACUUUUUGUGCUAAAAAUAACUUUUAAAGUCUUUUUAUAUUUCAAUGAUUUGUAGUAAUUUGCUAUUGCACUGUGCCUCUCAACUCUAGAAUCAUUCUGCAGGUAUAUUUGGAUUUAAUUGAAAAGUUGUAUACAACAUGGAAAAAUAAUUUUAAUAAAAGGUGGUGUUUUAAAAUGAA